This is a messenger RNA of Agrilus planipennis (emerald ash borer), 3688 nucleotides long. RefSeq names its product transient receptor potential channel pyrexia (gene pyx). The transcript has 5 exons. Gene Ontology annotation, cellular component: membrane. Gene Ontology annotation, biological process: monoatomic ion transport; transmembrane transport. The record is from RefSeq and is a predicted model, not a curated record. Lineage: Eukaryota; Metazoa; Arthropoda; Insecta; Coleoptera; Buprestidae. Gene Ontology annotation, molecular function: monoatomic ion channel activity; protein binding. Bases 630 to 3257 code for a protein of 875 amino acids.
AUGGCUCAAGUGGUUUCAAAAAUAACAUUCGAAAUUUGUUUUAACAACACGUUGAGAUAAAUGCUAUUGGGAUUUAACCGAAAAAAAUAAAUAAACCUUCCUUGAAGUGUAAUAACAAGACGUCUUGAAUGUUUAUAUUAAAUUUUGGGAAUAACCAGAUCCCGGAUUUUUCCGGAAAACCCGUAUCAAAAAUAGAAAAUGAUCCCGUUCUACUUUCUCAAUUUAUAUCAAAAACAUCAGUUCAAAAACGAAGUCUCAUAGGAAAAGUGCCACAAAAGAGUGCGGCGUGUGUAACUAAAAAAAAGCAUGGGCGGAUGGAAUUCCGUCAAAUCAGUAUAUUAAAUUACUUUAAAAGCAGUAAAAAAAUAUUUUUGGCUUUCCUCAAUAAGUAAGUGAGUGGACCACCAACUGUUGCAAAAAAAAAAGUUAAAACAAACGCAAGUCUGCGAUCUAAGAAUACACUGCAUAGUUCAAUUUCGAUUCGAUUCGUAAAAGUUUUACAAAAUAGAAACCAAUCAGUUAGUCCACUUAAAACGAUGUUACAGUUCACGGCGAUCUGUAACAAAUAGUAAUCGAAAUCGCGUCAGAUAUUUUCGUGCUCGACGGCUAAGAAAAUACGCAGAACGGCAAUGGCGUUCAAAGUGGAAUAUCCGGCGAAGAUGAAAGAAAACUUUCUGGACGUUGACAGCAUUGUCGAUAUCGACAUUUCCAGCGAAGAGGAAGAAGAACCAUGCGGUUCGGAGUGCACAAGCAGUGCCCGAAACAGGUCUCUCAGUGUACAAGACAUUUGGAAUAAUGAAGACGUGAUUAACGACCUUGAGCCCUUUCAAAAAAUAGAAGAAAUUGAAGAAUUAAUCGACCAAGAAAACGUAGAAUUUCUUUCAAAACUGACCACGAAAUCAGCAAAAACUGCUCUUCUGAUGUCAGCAUGGCUAGGGAACGAAAAAUGCCUCAAAUUCCUGCUCGAUCACCAUAGAGUCCCGGUUAAUUGUACCGACAACAAUGGCAGAACUCCUCUUCAUUUGGCAUCCUGUUCUGGAAGCGUUGAGUGCGUGAAACGUUUGCUGGACGCAGGGGCAAAGGUAACAAUAUGGGAUAAUGCCCAUAAAGCUACACCUCUCCACUGUGCAGCAAGCAGAGGUCAUCUUUCCGUUCUACGUAUGCUUAUUCGUCAUGGAGCGAAUGUAGAUGCAGGUCAAAAUAUUAAGAGUCCCUUAUACUAUGCCGUUAGAAGUUUAGCUGUUGAGUGCGUCAGAGAACUGUUAGAAGUUGGGGCAAAUCCGAAUACUUUACAGGUUUUUACAGAGACCCCACUCCAUGUGGCAGCUUCUUUGGGUUCUUACGAAAUCAUAAAAUUAUUAAUUGAUCAUGGUGCAGCAGUUAAUGUACAGUGCGGCUCACAAAAGACUACAGCAUUGCAUUUGGUGGCAGAAGAUGGAAAUCCGGAACUGGCUCGUCUUCUCCUGGAUGCAGGAGCACACAUUUCCGCGACCAAUCGCAAACUCCAAACACCCCUCCAUCUAGCGGCGUUGUCUCAGUGCGUGGAAAUUGUGGAACUUCUCCUCAGCCGUGGUGCAGAUCCCAAUGCUAGUGACGCUAAUGGAAGAACGCCUCUUCAUGGAGCUAUCGUGAAGAUAUCGGAUUCUUGUGAUUGUGUUAAGGUUCUUUUAAAUGCCGGUGCCAAUGUGAACAAACCCGACAUCUUCGGUUACACACCCUUACAUUUGGCUGCGCUCAACGAAUACUCGGCCUGUGUGAUAUUAUUUUUGAAUCACGGAGGAGACGUAACACUUAGGACAAAAGGAGGUGUUUCAGUUUUGACUUUUAUCACACGCAGAACUCCCGAUGUCAUCCCGAAAUACAUCGAAAAAUUCGAUUCGUCCAUUAAAGUGAAUGAUCACGAAAUCGGCGACGUGGAUUGCGAGCUUAAGUUAGAUUUUAGGGUUUUAGUCCCGACAAUGGGCAGGGGGGAGACAGAUUUGUUAUUAAAUUUCAUAGAAGUAGGCCACAGGGAGGUUCUACAACAUCCACUUUGCGAAACAUUUCUACAUUUGAAGUGGAAAAGAAUAAGAAAAUUCUUUUUCUUGGGUCUCUUCUACAAUGCCCUCUCAGUAUUUUUAUACACAGCUUACGUCAUUGGAGUGUUCCUGAGGGACUGUCCUUUCACGAAAGACCCGUUCAGUGAAUGCGAAGUUUACAUUCUGACAAAAGUUUGUGGAUAUGUUUUAUUAUUCCUCAACGUCGUCACCAUGUUCAAAGAAAUAUUUCAACUGUCCCACGGUAGAAUUGUCUAUGUGAAAGAAUGGGAAAAUUGGUUACAGUGGGCUACUGUAAUAGCAAUCUACCUUAGCGUAAGCCCUACGAAUCAAAUGAACAUAAGAAAAAUCGUUACCACGUGGCAACAUCAUGUGGCAGCCAUUGGUAUUUUCUUCGCCUGGUUUGAACUCAUGAUGAUCGUGGGCAGAUUUCCGAUGUUCGGACUUUAUGUUCAAAUGUUUACCACUGUCACGAUCAAUUUUUCAAAAUUCUUUUUCGCUUAUUCGUGCCUUUUAAUAGCAUUCGGAUUAAGUUUUGGAGUUUUAUUCGCCAAUUAUCCAUCUUUCAUGAAUACCUAUUGGGGUUUAUUAAAAACGAUAAUUAUGAUGACCGGAGAAUUAGAAUUUGAAGAUAUUUUCUACGCGACCACUGACUACCCCAUACUUUACCCCAUAACUAGCCAUUUAAUGUUUUUGGCAUUCGUUAUCCUUGUCACGCUCGUUUUGAGUAAUCUGAUGGUGGGUUUAGCUGUCAGUGACAUUCAAGGAUUACAAAAAAGUGCAGGUUUAGAUCGAUUAGUAAGACAAGCGGAACUCGUAGCUCAUCUUGAAAGCCUGCUGUUUUCACGAUUAUUGCAAUGUUUGCCCAACAAGGUCCUAGCUUUCCUUUACGGUCAUGCAUUAUUGUUAAAGUCGCAAUACCAUUGGGCACUUUAUAUCAGGCCCAACGAUCCCAGAGAAGAAAGGAUACCCAAAGAUUUGGUGCGCAACAUUUAUCAACUUGUCAUCGAAAAGAGAGAUAAACCUAAGAUAGGUAAAAAACAAGUUGAUUUGGAUCAUUGGAAAAAUAAAUUUACAACAAGGACAGACGGAAACUCCAGUUACAUUUCAAGGAAUAAUAAGAAGCAAUCGUACAAAAGACAAAUGCAACAACUCCUUAAGGAAACCCAAGAGUUUUGCAAAUAUCUUCAACAGCGCUUGGAUGUUUUGGAAGAUACUUGAAUAAUGAAAAAUAAUGUUUGUUACAACACCGUUUUCGACAUUUUUAUACGUAUAGUAUAAUGAGCACCCCAACCCUUCCGAACUGAGUAUCAAAUAAAAUCGUUUAUCAAAAAUACGAUAAAACAUGUGUUGUCACUACAACAAAAUUUUUUGAGCGCUUUUUAAAUGUUCAAUUAUGAAUAUUUUUAAAUGAGAUAAACCGUACAGAACUUUAUGUAAGACCCACGUAUAGCAUUCAUUUAGUAUUUUGGAUGAAAGACGUUAACCAAUGUUGAGAGGAACAUUGGCGAAAAAUCGUUGAAUUAUACUAUCAAAACCAAUUACGUAUUAUACAAAGAGGAAACGUUACUUUUUUUGUUUCCGUUCUACUUCUUGUAAAUCGUAACAGACAUAAGAAUAUAUUAAGUUUGAAAUACAAACUUCAAUAUUAA